CUCUCUGGAGAAAAGCUGCUGCCGCUGCUUCUCUCUCCUCUUUUCCUUUCAAAACCCACGCCGAGAGAAGGAAGGAAAGAAAGAAAGAAAGGAAAAACCUGCUGCGCGCAGACGGAUGCAGGACGUCGUACGUGUGAUACAAGAGCAGGGGAAUUGGUGGCGGGCGGGCGGGCCGAUGACGGCGAGGGUGGUUGCGGCGGCCGUCCUGGCGCUCGCCGCCGUCGUGGCGUCGGCGUCCGCGGCGGCGGCCGGCGACGCCACGUACCCGGUGCGGUGGGAGGUCGGCUACAUGACGGUGGCGCCGCUCGGCGUCUCGCAGAAGGUGAUUGCAAUCAACAACCAGUUCCCUGGGCCACUCCUGAACGUGACAACCAACUGGAACGUGAGGGUGAACGUCCAAAACAACCUGGAUGAGCCUCUCCUCCUCACCUGGGAUGGCAUCCAGAUGAGGAUGAACUCAUGGCAGGACGGCGUCGCCGGCACCAACUGCCCAAUCCCUCCCGGAUGGAACUGGACCUACCAGUUCCAGCUCAAGGACCAGAUCGGAAGCUUCUUCUACUUCCCUUCGCUCGGCCUCCAGCGGACUGCGGGCGGCUACGGCCCCGUAACCGUCAACAACCGCGCUGUUGUGCCCGUCCCCUUCGACCAGCCUGCUGGCGAUGUUACCUUGUUCAUCGGAGAUUGGUACACCAAGAGCCACACUGAAUUGAGGGACAUGCUAGAUGAUGGCAAGGAUCUUGGGAUACCUGAUGGGAUUCUGAUAAAUGCAAAGGGCCCUUAUAGAUAUGACACCACACUGGUUCCAGAAGGACUUCAACAUGAGGUUGUUGGAGUUGAGCCAGGCAAAACAUAUCGCUUCCGCGUUCACAAUGUUGGCACCUCAACCAGCCUGAACUUCAGAAUCCAGAACCACAACAUGCUUCUCGUAGAGGCUGAAGGAACAUACACUAAUCAACAGAAUUACACCAACCUUGACAUACAUGUCGGACAGUCGUACUCUUUCUUGGUGACCAUGGACCAGAAUGCAAGCACAGACUAUUACAUCGUGGCAAGCCCGAGGUUUGUGAGCAGCGAAGCUCGCUGGCGCGAUGUCAAUGGUGUAGCAAUCCUGCAGUACUCAAACUCCAAAGGCAGUGCUUCUGGCCCCCUCCCUGGCGCUCCAGAUGAUUUCUAUGACAAGUACUAUUCCAUGAACCAGGCAAGGACUAUCAGGAUGAAUGUGAGUUCCGGUGCUGCACGCCCAAAUCCACAGGGAUCAUUCCGCUACGGCUCGAUCAACAUCACGCAGACCUUUGUCUUGAAGAACGAGUCGCCCUUGCGCAUUGGCGGGAAGCGUCGAAGGACGAUAAACAGGGUCUCGUACUCACCUCCCGAGACUCCACUGAGGCUUGCUGAUCUCCACAACCUUACAGGGGUCUACAGAACAGACUUCCCCACAAUGCCAAGCGAUGCGCCACCAAGGAGGGCUUCAUCUGUGCUGAAUGCUUCUUACAAGGGCUUCCUCGAGAUGGUCUUCCAGAACAAUGAGACCGAUGUUCAGACCUACCAUCUGGAUGGUUAUUCAUUCUUUGUAGUCGGGAUGGACUAUGGCGAGUGGACGCCAAACAGCAGGGGUUCAUACAACAAGUGGGAUGCCAUCUCUCGCAGUACCACACAGGUGUUCCCCGGAGGGUGGACCGCAGUCCUGGUAUCGCUGGACAACGUAGGCAUCUGGAAUAUACGUGCCGAGAAGCUGGAUAAUUGGUACAAUGGGCAAGAGGUUUAUGUGAAAGUUGCUGAUCCACUGGGCUACAACGUCACCGAAAUGAUCGCUCCAGAGAACACUCUCUACUGUGGUCUGCUGAAAGACAUGCAAAAGCCACAGAUACAUGAGACAAGCAAGAAGUCAUCAGCGCAUGCCGUGGCUCGAUGGAGCACUCAGCUUAUUAUCACAACCCUGUCGCUGAUUGUCACAGCUGUGAUUUGCAGUUAAAUUUAAGAAACUGCGAAAAUUUGUUAGUUAGGAAUUCGUGGGGAUUGAUAGAACGAACAUACUACAUGUGGACGUCAACCAUACACAGACUGUAACAGGAUUCGUUUAAAAUUUUCCUACAGAUUCUAAUGGUGACUCUUUAAGCUGUUGAGAAGCUCUUUGCGCAAAGGCCAAAGUUUUCAUACUUGGAAAUGAAACUCUGUUGGUUUCUUUA
Molecule: messenger RNA, 2186 nt
Organism: Hordeum vulgare subsp. vulgare (domesticated barley)
Lineage: Eukaryota; Viridiplantae; Streptophyta; Magnoliopsida; Poales; Poaceae
Product: monocopper oxidase-like protein SKU5
Exons: 9
Coding region: 116-1972 (618 amino acids)
Molecular function (GO): oxidoreductase activity; copper ion binding
Source: RefSeq, a predicted model, not a curated record